Messenger RNA from Xiphophorus maculatus (southern platyfish), 2175 nucleotides. RefSeq names its product mucin-2-like. The transcript has 3 exons. The record is from RefSeq and is a predicted model, not a curated record. Lineage: Eukaryota; Metazoa; Chordata; Actinopteri; Cyprinodontiformes; Poeciliidae. The annotation marks the transcript as partial.
ACCACAGCAGCUCCAACCACAAGAACAAUUCAUUCAACCACAACAGUUGCACCAACCACAACCACAGCAGCUCCAACCACAACAACAGAAGCUCUAACCACAACUACAGUUGCUCCAACCACAACCACUGUAGCUCCGACCACAACAACAGAAGCUCUAACCACAACAACAGCUGUUCCAACCACAACCACAGCUGCUGCAACCACAACAGCUUCUCCAACCACAACCACAGUAGCUCCGACCACAACAACAGUUGCUCCAACCACAACAAUAAUUCCUUCAACCACAACAGCUGCACCAACCACAACCACAGCAGCUCCAACCACAACAACAGAAGCUCAAACCACAACUACAGUUGCUCCAACCACAACAACAGAGACACCAACCACAACAACAGCAGCUCCAACCACAACCACAGCGGCUGCAACCACAACAGUUGCUCCAACCACAACCACAGCUGUUCCAACCACAACAACAAUUCCUUCAACCACAACAGCUGCACCAACCACAACAGUAGUUCCAACCACAAGAACAGAGACACCAACCACAACAACGGCAGCUCCAACCACAACCACAGCGGCUGCUACCACAACAAUUCCUUCAACCACAACAGCUGCACCAACCACAACCACAGCAGCUCCAACCACAACCACGGCUGCUCCAACCACAACAACAGCUGCUCCAACCACAACAACAAUUCCUUCAACCACAACAGCUGCACCAACCACAACCACAGCUGCACCAACCACAACCACAGCAGCUCCAACCACAACCACAGAUGCUCCAACCACGACAACAAUUCCUUCAACCACAACAGCUGCACCAACCACAACCACAGCAGCUCCAACCACAACCACAGAUGCUCCAAUCACAACAACAAUUCCUUCAACCACAACAGUUGAACCAACCACAACCACAGCUGCUGCAACCACAACAACAAUUCCUUCAACCACAACAGCUGCACCAAGCACAAGAACAGAGACACCAACCACAACAACGGCAGCUCGAACCACAACCACAGCGGCUGCUACCACGACAGUUUCUCCAACCACAACCACAGCUUCUGCAACCACAACAGCUUCUCCAACCACAACCACAGCAGCUCCAACCACAACAACAGAAGCUCCAACCACAACCACAGCAGCUCCGACCACAACCACAGUUGCUCCAACCACAACCACAGCAGCUCCAACCACAAGAGCAAAUCAUUCAACCACAACAGUUGCAACAACCACAACCACAGCAGCUCCAACCACAACAACAGAAGCUCUGACCACAACUACAGUUGCUCCAACCACAACAACAGCAGCUCCAACCACAACCACAGCGGCUGCAACCACAACAGUUACAACAGCUGCUCCAACCACAACCACAGCUGCUGCAACCACAACAACUUCUCCAACCACAACCACAGUAGCUCCGACCACAACAACAUUUGCUCCAACCACAACAAUAAUUCCUUCAACCACAACAGCUGCACCAACCACAACCACAGCAGCUCCAACCACAACAACAGAAGUUCUAACCACAACUACAGUUGCUCCAACCACAACAACAGAGACACCAACCACAACAACAGCAGCUCCAACCACAACCACAGCGGCUGCAACCACAACAGUUGCUCCAACCACAACCACAGCAGCUCCGACCACAACCACAGCUGCUCCAACCACAACAACAAUUCCUUCAACCACAACAGCUGCACCAACCACAACCACAGCAGCUCCAACCACAACCACAGCUGCUCCAACCGCAACAACAGCUGCUCCAACAACAACAACAAUUCCUUCAACCACAACAGCUGCACCAACCACAACCACAGCAGCUCCAACCACAGCCACAGCUGCUCCAACCACAACAACAAUUCCUUCAACCACAACAGCAGCUCCAACCACAACCACAGCUGCUCCAACCACAACAACAAUUCAUUCAACCACAACAGCUGCACCAAGCACAACCACAGCAGCUCCAACCACAACAACAGAAGCUCUAACCACAACUACAGUAGCUCCAACCACAAGAACAGAGACACCAACCACAACAACGGCAGCUCCAACCACAACCACAGCGGCUGUUACCACAACAAUUCCUUCAACCACAACAGCUGCACCAACCACAACCACAGCAGCUCCAACCACAACCACGGCUGCUCCAACCACAACAACAGCUGCUCCA